Molecule: messenger RNA, 4842 nt
Organism: Peromyscus maniculatus bairdii (prairie deer mouse)
Lineage: Eukaryota; Metazoa; Chordata; Mammalia; Rodentia; Cricetidae
Biological process (GO): regulation of DNA-templated transcription
Source: RefSeq, a predicted model, not a curated record
AGUCUCACUAUGCUUGGCCUGGAACUACCUAUAUAGACAACACUGUUGUGGAAAUUAAAUAAAAACAUGACUGCUUCUAGGUGUGGUGGGGGAGAAAGUUUAUUAUAGAUGGGAAAGCAUAGCCAGAGUCAGACCCAGGGACAUCUGGUAAAGUCCAGAGUGGACAGGUCCCUUGAGUCAUGUGACAAGAGAGGGGAGGGGAAGGGAGAAAGGAGAGAGCAAGGCACAGGCAGCCCAGCCCCAGGGCUGCAGAGUUCUGGGUAGGGGGCGUUGGACUGCGAGGCAGGAGGGCCCUGUAACAGGUAGACUGUGAGACGCUGGGAGAACCUGGGGCCAGGUCCCCUUCAAUGUGUUAAAUAGGCUCCUUGAUCAUUUGUCCUGGGUUUGAAACCAGACAAGUCCGUCCCCUUCCCCUGGGCCUCCAGAGCACUGGGGCUAAAACUUCCGAGUGGGUGCCACCACUCUUGUCCGUAUAUCCCAGUAUGGUUGUUAUGUUAGUUUGUUUGUGUUUUGAGACACUGUAACCAUUUUGUACUAGCUGGCCUGCUGCUCCCCAUGUAGGUAGGGGAGGCUGACACUGAACUCACAGAGCUGCCUGCCUCUGCCUCCUAAGAACCAGGAUGAAAGAUGUGCACUACCACGCUUGCCCUUUAUCCCGGUUUGAAUCACCAACACUAUCCAGCAGAUCACACAGUGAUAGACAGCCCAGGUUACAGAAUGGCUAAGAAAUGGUUGAAGAGGCUGCAGAGAUCACAGCCUGUCCUGAAGUCACAGGCAGAGAGAGAGCUGAGGCGGGGCUAAGGGGAAGUCUGUAGGGACCAGAUCAGAAGUGCCAGCAGUGCAGGUCAGAGAUGCCUGCGUAAACUGACACAUGACUGUUCUCUGGUAUGAUUAAAGGGAAGGUUUUUAUUGUAGACCUGAGAGAGAACAGCCUGGGGCAUCUGGAAGAGUUCAGAGCAGGGAGAGAAAGUAGACUGGACAUGGCCAGCAGACCGGACAUGGCCAGGGUUAUCUGAGAGAGAGGGGAGAAUAAUGGAGUUACAGAAUAGAGAGACCAUAGUGAGAGAAGCGGGAUCAUAGCAUAGAGAGAGAAAAUUCCCUGCAAGAAUAGCUGGUUUAGAGGUUCAGUGGAGGAAGGGAAGCCCAUGAACUGCAGGAAGUUUAGGAUAAGGGAGGUGGUGGGGAUCAGAUGCUAGCUUGGACUUUGAAAUGUGUAACAGGUACUUAGGACACCAGCAUGCCUUUCAUAUGCUAAUAGUGCAACAGGCAACCAGACGCCUGCCAGAGGUAAGGGAAAUGCCUCCUUUUGGUAGAGGGGAACUGGCUUCCCAAGUUCCUAAGGAAUACUGGCUUUGAUCUCAUGGCCAGAAAUGCUCCUGUUUUCCAGGUUGAGCUCUUUGGACUGUUUUAUGGAGUUUGGGUAUUGGUGUUUCUUUUGGAUCUGACAUCUCAGACUUUUGUUAAUGGAGUCAGUGAACUUUGAGGAUGUGGCUGUGAAGUUCACCAAGGAGGAGUGGGCUCUGCUGGAUCCAUCCCAGAAGAAGCUGUACAAAGAUGUGAUGCAGGAAACCUUGAGGAACCUGGCUGCUAUAGGAAACAAGUUGGAAAACCAGAAGGCUGUAAAUGAGUGUGAAAAUCUCUGGAGAAAACUAAGAAGCCAACUGGUAGAGAAAUUCUGUGAAUAUAAAGAAAGUCUUCAGAGUACAGAACUCUUCAGCUGUAUUCCAGAGCUUUCUGUGAACCUGAAAUCUUGUCCAGGACUUCCCACAUGUGAGAAGCAUGUGUGUGGAGAAGGGAGCAUUGGCCAGUCAUCUAUAGGUGCACCCCUAAAUCAUCAGGUAGGACCCAAACCUCAUGAAGACCAGGAAUAUGGACGGAAGUUGUAUAAACAUAAGGAGUUUGGGGGCAGAUCCCGUUCUCCUCUGUCCCUUCAGACACAUAAAAGUGCUCACACUGGAGAGGAACCUUCUAAAAAUAAGGACUACAAAGAAGACCUUCCUUGUUUCAGACCUGAUCAAAGCUAUGAACAACAUGACCAGGCAAAGAAGUCUUAUGUAUGUAAGCAAUGUGGGAAAUGCUUCUCAUAUCUCAGUUUCUUAAAAACACAUGAAAAGAUUCAUUGUGGUAAAAAUACCUAUGUGUGUGAACUGUGUGGGAAAGACUUUGUUAGGUUAGGUUGCCUUAUCAGACAUAAAAUAACUUACACUGUUGAGAAGUCAUUGGUAUGUAAUCGUGGUGUGAAGCCCUACACAUGUAAUCAGUGUAGAAAAAGUUUUUCUCGCUCUACUUCCCUUCGAAGACACACACGAAUCCACACUGGAGAGAAACCCUAUGUAUGUAAACUAUGCGGGAAAGCCUUCAUUACUUCUAGUAACCUUCAAGUACAUGAGCGAACUCACACUGGGGAAAAACCUUAUGUAUGUAAGGAGUGUGGGAAUGCCUUUAGGCUUUUGAUCCAAUUGCAAAAGCAUGAAGUAAUUCACAGUGGUGUGAAUCCCUUUAUUUGUAAGCAAUGUGGGAAAAGCUUUACUUCUUCUGGUUCUCUAAAAACACAUGAAAGAAUUCACACUGGGGAGAGGCCCUACGUAUGUGAGCACUGUGGGAAAACCUUUGGUUAUUCCAGUACUCUUAAAACACACGAAAGAAUUCAUACUGGAGAGAGACCAUAUGCAUGCAAGCAAUGUGGGAAAACCUUUCGUUAUGCUUUUUAUGUUCAAAGACAUGAACAAAUCCAUAAAAGAGAGAGGCCCUAUGAAUGUAAGCAAUGUGGGAAAGCCUUUCGUUAUGCUUUUUAUGUUCAAAUACAUGAACGAAUCCACAGCAGCAAGAGACCCUAUGAAUGUAAGAAGUGUGGGAAAGGCUUUAUAGCUUCUAAUCAACUGGAAAUACAUGAAAGAACUCACACUGGAGAGAGACCUUAUGUUUGUAAGCAGUGUGGAAAAGGCUUCUUGACAUCAUACCGUCUGGGAAGACAUGCACUGAUUCAUAGUAGAACAAAUAAAGAUGUUUGUAAAUAACAAGAGAAAGUCUUCUUUUGGUUAGCUCUUACAGAAAUCUAACUACAGGAGAGGGAAAGUUCAUGCUGAAAAUGUGGGAAAAUGUCAUAGUAGAGAGAUAAGGUUUUUGUUUGUUUGUUUUUUGAGACAGAGUUUUGCAAUGUAGUCCUGGCUGUCCUGGAACUCACUCUGUAGACCAGGCUGGCCUUGAACUCACAGAGAUCCACCUGCCUCUGCCUCUCGAUAGUGCUGGGAUUAAAGGCGCACACCACCGCUGCCAGGCUUGAAAAGCUAUUUUUUUUAAUGGAUGUGGCGUUUAGUACUAGUAGUUGCCUUCAAAUACAUGGGAGCAGACACAUUGGAGAAAGGCUACAAGCAAUGAGAGAAAGUCGUCUGCAUUCUUCUCAUUGUGAAGAAGAUGUGAAAUAGCUUACACUGGAGAGAAACCUUGUGCACGCAAUGUAGACAGCCUUUGUUUCUCUCAGGACCCCAGCAGACAAUGAAGUUAAUAUUUGGGAGAGAAAUCUUUCACACAUGAGAAAUCUCCCAGAUUUUUCAAUUAUCCCAGGUUCUUUUACAGAUAUGAAUAUAGUUCAGGUUAGUUCUAAAAUAUAGAAUUUGUGAAGUCUUCAUUACCACUUUCAUAGCAUUUAGAAGAAUGAAUCUCAAGAACUCAUCUUUGGAAAACAUGUGGGAACAUUUUUUGGUUCAACUCAAAAAUUGAGAAGCAACUGGGCUAUGGUGAUGCAUGCCUCUAUCCCAGUACUCAGGAGGCAGAGCCAGGUGGAUCUCUGUGAGUUUGAGGCCAGCCUGGGCUACCAAGUGAGUUCUAGGAAAGGUGCAAAGCUACACAGAGAAACCCUGUCUCGAAAAAAAAAAAAAAAAGAAAUUGAGAAAUAGUAAGGUUGGGGAAACAAGCAAGUUUGAUUAAAAGAGACAAUUGUGGUCAGGCGGUGGUAACAUUGGUCUUUAAUCCCAGCACUCAGGAGGCAGAGGCAGGCAGAUCUCCAGGACAGCCAUGGCUAUGCAGAGAAAUCCUGGCUUGAAAAACCAAAAAAAAAAAAAAAAAAAAAAAAAAAAAAAAAAAAAAAAAAGAGAGAGAGAGAGAGAAAGAAAGAGAGACAAUUGGUUUUUAUUGGCACACAUGUUCAAACAGUCCAGAUCUAAUUUUCUGCUAUAAAAAUAACAAAAAGCAGUAAUGUAUCAAGUGUGAAAGCAAAUACUGGAGAAGUCCCUUGGGUAUUCCUGUCUCAUUCUGAUAAAUGCCAGCAAUAUGAAGGACUGGAUACUGGUUUUGGGGGGGGGGGGGAGUUUCUUGGUUUGCAUUAUCCAGAAAAUACAUAUUGUGAAUGAAAUGUCAUAUUUUGCUAUUCCAAGUUGACCCUGAAUUGGUAAUCUGCUGGCGUUAGCUUUCUCGAUGUUUCCAUGUAUGGUGUCUGCCUCCACAAACAGCAAUAGCAGUUCAUUUUUAAAGGUCCAUGUCUGGGGUCCAGAUUUCUAAUUUUUAUUGUAAAAAGUUAGCACUAAUCCACGAAGGUGAAGUGGAAGAAGGAUCCCUUACUCCCAGGAGGUGAAACCUUCAUCUCAAAAUAAAAUCAUGAGAAUAAAGAAAAGUAUAAUGAAAUAAUUUUGUCAAGUGUGUUGCAGAACUAGUGUGUAAGUUUAAUGAAUGGUGUAUUUUUUUACAUGAGUUAGUUUUUAUCUUUCAUUUGAUUUUGUGUUUUAUUUAGCAGUCCAUUGAUAUUUUAAUAUAAAAAUAUUCAUUAAUAGUAUUUUGUUAUGCCGGGCAUUGAUGGCACACACCUUUAACCCCAAGCACUUGGGAGGCAGAGGCAGGUGAACCUCU